Messenger RNA from Spinacia oleracea (spinach), 1518 nucleotides. RefSeq lists its product as uncharacterized. The record is from RefSeq and is a predicted model, not a curated record. The transcript has a single exon. NCBI's taxonomy places the organism in Eukaryota, Viridiplantae, Streptophyta, Magnoliopsida, Caryophyllales, Amaranthaceae. Bases 1 to 1518 code for a protein of 505 amino acids.
AUGGAGUGUGUUACUACUCCAAUGUUUUCUCUCAUGAUUAAUGGUUCAAUGCAUGGCUUUUUCAAGUCUAAGAGGGGACUGAGACAAGGAGAUCCAAUCUCUCCUCUCCUUUUUGUGGUUUGCAUGGAAUAUUUGUCAAGGAUUUUGCAUAAAAUGAGUAAUAUGAACCAAUUUCAGUAUCAUCCAAGAUGCAAAGAGCUCAAACUCAAACAUUUGUGCUUUGCUGAUGAUCUUAUUCUCUGCUGCAAAGGUGAAUUUCCAUCUGUUUAUCUUAUUUUGCAAGCUUUCAAGCUGUUUUCAGCUUCCUCUGGUCUGAAGGCAAAUCAGCAGAAAUCAUCCAUUUAUUGCCAUGGUAUGAGUAAUGAUGUCAUUCAGAGAAUCAUUGAUGUAUCUGGUUUUACCAGAAGCCAGUUGCCUUUUAGGUAUCUUGGUUUUCCCAUUUGUGCCAAGAAAAUUUCUGUUUCUCAGUGUGGAAUGUUAGUUGACAAGAUGACAGCUAGGAUUAAGAUGUGGAGUUCUAGGAAUCUGUCUUAUGUGGCUAGAAUGCAGCUUAUUAAUUCAGUCCUGUUAAGCUUACAUAUGUAUUGGGCACAAAUAUACAUUUUGCCUAAGAGUGUGUUGCAGGAGAUCACUAAGAUCUGCAGGGCCUUUCUAUGGAGUGGUUUAGCUUACAGCUCUAAACCUAGCAAUGUUUCUUGGCAUAAUACAUGCAGUAGCAAGCAAACAGGUGGGCUAGGUUUUAGAGAUGUUGUUCUCUGGAACACUGCAAGCAUGGGUAAAUAUGUGUGGGCUUUAGCUACCAAACAAGAUAAUGUUUGGGUUAGAUGGGUGACUUCUGUGUACUUAAAGAAUGGGGAAUGGUGGGGAUACCAGCCAGGCAAUAGUGCAAGCUGGUAUUGGAAGAAAAUUUGUGAAGUGAAAGAAGUUCUGAAGCAAGUAUAUUCUGAGAAUGAGUUUAGUAAUAUGCCUCACUACUCUGUGAAACAGGUGUAUGAGAAGUUAGAAGUUGAUAAGCCUAAGGUUCACUGGGACAAAUUAGUGUGGAAUAGGCUCAAUACUCCUAAACAUAGAUUCAUUGCAUGGCUUGCUAUUCAGGCUAGACUGCAGACUACAGCUAAGCUUGCAAAAAUAGGGAUUAGUGCUUCUGCUACUUGCCUGAUUUGUGGUCAGGGGGAUGAGAUUCAUGAUCACUUAUUCUUCAGGUGUACCUAUAGUAACAUGUGUCUGAUAGAAAUGAAGAAGUGGUUGGGUUUGCAGUGUGGAAACAAAUUGCAGCACAUUUUCAGAAGCAUCAGUCACAGUAGAAGGUCCAAGUUCAGAAAACAGGUUGUUUUUGCAGCUGUUGUGGCUCUUGUGUACUUGAUUUGGAGGUGCAGGAAUACAAGUUAUUGGGAGCAGAUUAUCCCUUCUGUCAAUAGUACAAUCAGUAGUUUGAAACAAGUUGUAAAAGCUAGAAUUCAGGCAGUGUUGCCUAAGAGUGUAAGUAGGGCUGAUAGCCACUGGUUUUUGGCUUUAUAG